GACUCAGAGAGGGCGCGGCUCCGGACCCGCGUCACCAUCUUGAGCUUCUCCAUCAUAUUCCUCCUCGGCACCGUCAUGGGCCUGGCCAUGCCUCCGCUGACAGCCAUGAUGGAGGCCAUCAUCUGCCGCGCCAUGCACCCCGAGGUCGAUGCCCCGCCGCCGCCCGACUACGACCCCCGCACCGGCCCAUGGGCAGCCUGGGACCCAGCCGUCCUGCACGACGAGCCCAUCUGCAAGAGCGCUGACGUGCAGGGCUACCUGGCCAUGCUGCGCGGCUGGGUCGGCACCCUCGACUCCAUGGCCAGUCUGCUCACCAUCGUCCCGUUCGGCGUCCUGUCGGAUCGCUGGGGCCGCCGGCCCGUGAUAGUCAUCGCCUCGACGGGGCUCACGAUAAACCUGGCCUUUGUCUGCGUCGUCUUGCUUGCCGCGAACAGCAUCCCGAUCUGGGCGAUUUUGAUGUCGUCGGCGUGUCUCCUGAUCGGCGGCGGCGCUCCAACCGUCCAGGCAAUGCUUUUCACGUUCCUGGCCGACGUCGUGCCGCUGGCGGAGCGGUCCACCGUCUUCUUCCAGAUGGGCGCCGUCUUCCUCUGCUCGCAGAUGACCUCGGGCCCGCUGGCAAGCGUCCUGAUGGCCAGGAACCUGUGGCUUUCGAUCGGCAGCGGCUUGGCAUUGCUGACUGUGGCCAACAUCGCUGUCCUCUUCUACCCCGAGACCCUGCAGCUCCGCAAGCAAACCGGCGUGGACCGGCCUGCGAAGAGAAGCAGGGCAGACAGCAGCGGCAGCACAGGGGCCAGUGGUGAUCUCGAUGACCGCCCCUUCAGCGUGCUGGCGCUCUGGCAGCGAGCGCGCGACAGCGUCCCCGAGGUGCGCGACUUCCUCGUCCACAACAAGGGUGUCGUCAUCCUGCUGCUGCCGGCCAUCUUCGACUACAUGGGCGGCUUCGUGGUGCAGGACCUGCUUUUGCAGUACGCCGCGAAGAGAUACGACUGGAGCUGGAGCAAGGCGACCAUGCUGCUGUCGAUCCGCAGCGCGAGCAGCCUGGCCACGCUCGUGGUGCUGCUGCCGGCGGCGAGCUGGUUCUGUCUGCACCGGCUAGCCAUGGCGGGCGUGGCCAAGGACCUCUGGCUAGCGCGCAUCUCGGUGGCGUGCCAGGCGUCGGGAUGUCUUGUUAUUGGCCUCGCCUCCAGCGGCCAUAUGCUGCUGCCGGCGCUCGUCUGGGUCGCGCUCGGCAGCGGCGCCGACUCGCUCGUGCGCUCUCUGCUCAAUGCCCUCGUCGAGCAGCACCACGUCGGCAUCCUCAACACCCUCAUCGCCUUCCUCGAGAUGGUCGGCAUGAUGGUCAUCAGCCCCCUCAUGGCCAAGUGCCUCAGCGUCGGCGUGCACCUCGGCGGCGCCUGGGUAGGUUUGCCCUUUUUUGUUGCUGCUGCGUUUUACUGCAUCACCGCCACCGUCCUCUACGCUUUCCGGCUGUCGCGGCGAUCGUCG
Molecule: messenger RNA, 1485 nt
Organism: Lasiosphaeria miniovina
Lineage: Eukaryota; Fungi; Ascomycota; Sordariomycetes; Sordariales; Lasiosphaeriaceae
Product: major facilitator superfamily domain-containing protein
Exons: 3
Biological process (GO): transmembrane transport
Cellular component (GO): membrane
Molecular function (GO): transmembrane transporter activity
Source: RefSeq, a predicted model, not a curated record